AUGAGUAUGCAAUCUGGCCAUCUCGACUUCUUGGUGCCCCAAGUUGUAGGCUCUCAGGCCACUUACGCCGUGUACCGUGAUGGGAUAUCGCCAAAGGAGAUUAUCAUUUACAAUUCUAUCCUGCAUGCGCCGCUGGAUGAUCCUCCACCCAACUCAUUUUCUUCGCACCCACCCCAUGUCUCUUCCCCAGGUGGGGUGGAACGAAUAGACACUGCAGACUACAACUGGAGGAAGGCUCUGGGGGUGAGGGAUCAGAGAUUCGUGGACCAUGUAGUGUGUAAUGUGUACGGGGGUAGAAGUGGGGCGGGACUGGCUAAGUUUGGAGGGGUGGGAGGGGACGGGGGAGAUGUCUACUUGGUAGCAGAUGCUAAGAAGAAGAUGAGUGACUUGCAGCCUAGUGCACGUGGUGGUGGUGGGAGUUGGAGUGUGUUGAAGCUGAAGGGAGAGGACGGGGUGUCGAGUCAGAAGAGGAGUAUCAAGGGAGAGAGGGGGCAAGACCUCACUGUCAAAGUGCCACUUGGAACAUCUGUAUGCGACAUGAAAGGUAAGCCCCUGAUUGACCUUGACCGAGAGGGAGACAUGGUGCAAGUGGCCAGAGGGGGCGAAGGAGGCAGUCCGAAGAAUGAGUUCAAGUCCAGCAAGGGAUCCUUCGGCAGCUUCAAACUCUACCUCAGACUGAUCGCAGACGUCGGACUGGUCGGAUUUCCCAAUGCAGGCAAAUCAACUCUACUUUCCCGUAUAUCGGAAGCAAAGCCAUCCAUCACCGCUUUCCCGUUCACUACCCUCCACCCCAAUGUAGGUCACGUCAGGUACGGAGACCUGCGGCAGAUCUCAGUGGCAGACACCCCUGGACUGAUUGAGGGGGCGAGUGAGAAUAUUGGCCUGGGUCACCGCUUUCUCAAACAUGUGGAGCGGACUAAGAUGCUGGCAUAUGUGGCAGACGUAGAGGGUUUCCAGUUGAACCAGACUUCGCCCAGAAG
Messenger RNA from Symsagittifera roscoffensis, 980 nucleotides. RefSeq names its product GTP-binding protein 10-like. Gene Ontology annotation, molecular function: GTP binding; GTPase activity. Gene Ontology annotation, cellular component: mitochondrion. The record is from RefSeq and is a predicted model, not a curated record. The transcript has 5 exons. NCBI's taxonomy places the organism in Eukaryota, Metazoa, Xenacoelomorpha, Acoela, Convolutidae. The annotation marks the transcript as partial.